GUGCAUACUGCAUAGCUAGGGGCUCCGGAAAAAAAAAGUGAGUCCUGACUUUUUCGCAUCACAAGGAAAUCCUAAACGGACUUCCCUUUCUCACAAGUCACGUACAAUCCUCCCUCUUGUUCGUCUUUGGUCUAGCCCCCUCCCCUCAUAUGCAUCUCAUUAAAUUAAAUAAAUUUAUGAAUUUCCAGUUUCGAAUUGAUUUUCCCUGCUGCUGAUGAUAUCGUCGCCUUCUUUCCCUCGCACCAGGAGCGUUCAAAUGCACAAAAUCUCUUUGGUUGCUUUGUAUGCACAUACGUUUUUGUUCAUUGAAUGCAUGGAUCUACAUAUAUCUUUAUGUGGAAACGUAACUGCUGAUAUUAUAUAUCAUUAGCCAGAUCUCUGUGUGUGGAGAUUAUAGCAGUUCCAAAGCUAGUUUUCUGUCAUGAGUCCUUAUGGUGCUGGUCAGAAGUUAUCAGUCUCUCCUAAAUCAACGGAUGAACCCUUCAAGGAAACAGAUGAUAAUUUGUGUAGUAGUGUCAACUUUCUUGAUGUGUGCAUGUUUCCACGGAAAGGAAAAGGGUCCAAAGAUUCAAAAUCACAGAGCCGAGCCCAAAUAUCAGGAAGAGAUGUCAGUGUUUCUGCAGUGAAUAAUGCAUCAGUUCUUCUUAAGAGUGUGAGUAUUACCCGCAAGAGAAUAAACAAUCGUAGGAAACCAGCUCCACCAUCAGCUUGGAGAUUACUGGGGAGUUCUUUAAAUGGUUCUGAACCGAGUGAUGGGGUUGAGAUAGUUGCGCAUGAGCCAAGCGAAGCAAGAAGAGACAAUGUGGAUAAGAAAAGUGAAAAGGUGGAAAUUAACCAGACAGCUCAACAUGAACAUAAACCUGUGAGAAAGAAUCGCAUUUCCUUGAAAGUUAAAUUUGGUAAUCGCUGCCUGAUGGAUGUUCUCCCUCUUAUUCAAAAUGGAAAUGAAAUACAUUCUUCUAUUGUGAAAGAACCACUCAGUGUUUGUGAUGACAUUGAUACAGAGUUUUCUAGAAGUGUAGGUAUCGAUGGGUUCAAUGGAUGCCCGGGCAAGUCAAUGACGCUUCCUGAUAUUUCUAUUUCGAAUCUAUGCCUAGAUGGAAACCCUGUUGCUGAAAAAAUGGCUGAAAAAUCUUUGGAGGAGCAUCUCAAGCAGCCUGCCCAGACAGAUCUUGAGAAAUUGGGAACAGCAGUUGACAACAGGUGCUCAGGUCCUGGAACUUCCCCAGAUUCAGAAGUUAUCAACGUCAGUUCUGGUGCUCCCAUCAGUCAAAAAGUCAUAAAAGACUCACCUAGUAUGUUGUCCAACCAAGCAUAUUUUUCUUCUAGAGAUGGUUUAAGUGUGGGUGGACAAAAAAAGAGCCUGAAAAAAAGAAAGAAAAAAGAUAGGCUGAAAGAAAAAGGUAGGCUAGACAAGGUGUCAGAUUUCUGUACAAAUGGUACGAUUCCUAGUUUAGAAUUUGUGAAUAAUGACAAAUCGGUUCCUAAUGGCUCUAAUUGUGGCAAUUCCUCUGCUUUAACUACUACUGAAAAUAUAUCUGGCGAUGUGCUUGUCAAUGAGUUGCAUUCUAAGGGGUCAUUACCUUCACCAGUACUGGAUGUUCAUGGAAUCUCCAAUGCAAUUUCAGAGUAUGAACUCAGAGAGGACAAUUUUUGUUACAGCCUUAAUACUGAGUUGCCAGAGUCACAAAUGACACUAAUGGCAGAGAGUUCACUUUCUUCUCUGGGCAAACUCAAACUUCCAGAGAGUAGAAGAUAUCAGGAAGAUGAAAAGAUCUGCAAUUCAUCGCCAAAGAGAGAACAUGCUUCUAAAAGGAAGGGAAACAAGGGAAAAAAAUCUGGCAAGUGCGACGAGGAGAUGACUCGUGAUGACAUAGGUUUAGUUGAAGUAAAAGACAACCCAACAACAAGCAUAACAGAAAACGAAACAAAGAAACUGAACCAAAGUGACAUUGUCAUGAAUCAUGUGCCAAGGAAUGCCUGGGUUCAGUGUGAUGAUUGUCACAAGUGGAGACGUAUAUCAGCUUUCCUUGCUGAUAAAAUCGAAGAAACAAACUGCAGAUGGAUUUGCAAGGAUAAUUUGGAUAAAAACUUUUCUGAUUGCUCAACCCCUCAAGAGAAAUCAAAUGCAGAGAUCAAUGUAGAGCUAGAGCUUUCUGAUAUGUCUGGGGAGGAAGAUGUUUUUGAUACACACCUCAAUCGUGAUACUUCGGCAACAAAGUGUACUGUUUCUCAGAGCUCAACAUGGACACUGAUAAAGUGGAACAUAUUUCUGAACCGCAGCCGCAAGUCUCAGACCAUUGAUGAGGUCAUGAUAUGCCAUUGUAAGCCACCUUCAGAUGGUAGAAUAGGCUGUGGAAAUGGAUGCCUGAACCGGAUGCUAAAUAUUGAAUGUGUUCCAGGUUCCUGCCCAAGUGGCGAGCAAUGUUCAAACCAACAGUUUCAGAGACGGAAUUAUGCUAACUUGAAGUGGUAUAAAUGUGGCAAAAAGGGUUAUGGGCUGCAAAUUCUUGAAGAUGUAUCUGAAGGGUGUUUUAUCAUUGAAUACGUUGGAGAGGUGCUUGAUGUGCAUGCCUAUGAGGCGCGACAAAAGGACUAUGCACUGAAGGGUCACAAGCAUUUUUACUUUAUGACACUCAAUGGUAGUGAGGUAAUUGAUGCAUGUGCUAAAGGGAACUUGGGACGCUUUAUAAACCACAGCUGUGAUCCUAACUGCCGUACAGAAAAGUGGAUGGUGAAUGGAGAAGUUUGCAUUGGGCUCUUUGCAGUAAGGGACAUCAAGAAGGGCGAAGAGUUAACAUUUGAUUACAACUAUGUUCGUGUUUUUGGUGCUGCUGCAAAAAAAUGUGUAUGUGGUACACCUCAGUGUCGGGGUUAUAUAGGCGGUGAUCCCCAAAAUGCUGAGGUAAUCAUUCAGGACGAUUCAGAUGACGAGUUUCCCGAACCUGUUGUAAUAUGUGAAGAGGAUGACAUGUACAAUGAGUUGAGCAACAUCAAAUCUGCAUCAAGUACAUUGAUAGUUUCAGAAGAGAGAACCUCUGAGGAGCCUCAAGAAAUCAAAGAAACAUUAUUCACUAAUGAGUGCUUGAAGGAUACUGAAGAGAAUGAAACUUCACUAAAUAUAUCUUCUGCUGCCGAAACAUCUGUGAUUUUGAAUGGUUCAUGUGCACUAUCUUGCUCAUCUAUCCAACCUGCAGAAACUUCCUCAGCAUCAGAAGAUAUAACUAGUGAAACCAAUUCUGAAGCUAUACUAAAGUGCUCUGGUGAUGAAAAAGAUCUGAAGUCCUUGUGCUCUCCUGCGGAGUUGGAGAUCGUUUCUUCCGGAACCCAUACCAAGCAAUUGAAGAAAUCCAAAUCUGGAACAGUUAGGCGCAAGGUUCCUCUAGAAAAACGCCCCCGUUCUUCACCCUGCGUGAAAAAGUCCACAAGCAAUGUUGUAAAUAUCAAGGCACAGUCAGAGAUGGAAAUGCCAAAUAUGACACUCGAUAAGCCCAAAAAAGUAGCAGAAGGUUCCUUAAAUGGUCGAUUUGAAGCUGUGGAAGCAAAACUGAAUGAGUUGCUAGACCUGAAUGGUGGCAUAAGCAAGAGCAAAGAUGCACCUAGGUACUACUUAAAGCUCCUACUUUUGACUGCUGCUUCUGGGGAUAUUGGUAAUGGGGAAGCAAUUCAGAGCAACCGAGAGCUCUCUAUGAUUCUUGGUGCGCUGUUGAAGACCAAGUCAAGGACAGUUUUGGUCGACAUCAUCAAUAAGAAUGGUUUGCAGAUGUUACACAACAUAAUGAAGCGAUAUAGGAGGGAAUUCAAUAAGACACCUAUUCUUCGAAAGCUGCUUAAGGUACUGGAAUAUCUGGCAUUGAGAGAGAUCCUUACAAUUGAGCAUAUUAAUUGGGUCCCCUCUCGACCAGGAGUGGAGAGCUUUAGAGAGUCGAUCUUAGCAUUGACCGAGCACAUAGACAAACAGGUUCAUCAGAUCGCAAGAAACUUCCGAGAUAGGUGGAUACCCAAGCCACCACACAGAAAAAACAGCCGCAUGGAUAAUAGGAUUGAAUCUUGUAAUGCUAGAGAUGCUUCAGAACCAUCUGGUGCUGCUUGCAGUACCCCACAUUCAGCGCCUAAUGGGAUGAAGACCCGUAAACGUAAAAGCCGUUGGGACCAAGGACCGGACAAAGAUGAUUGUACAUGGACCACAGAGAAUGAUUUUCCUCCUGGGUUUUCACCCCACAUUGAACAUUGCACUGCAAAACAACCUGUUAUGGGACAAUGCCAAGAGCGAUUCGCUUCGCGCCUGUUAGUCUCAUAUGGGAUUCCGCUCAACUUGGUACACAAGAUUGGGGUACCCCUAAAUGGAAGCUUGGAGGGUUGGGCAGUUGCUCCGGGUGUGCCCUUCCAUCCUUUCCCACCAUUGCCUGCCUACUCACGCCCGUAAAACACUUUAUCAUCAACAAAUCUUGAUCUCUCCUAUGACUUGGGAAGCAAAUAUUUGGGGAGAAAGUAAAAGUGGAAUAUGUCUGGGAUGGAAAUACCCCGUGGUUAACCAAUUUACAUGCUCACAUGUUUAAGCGGAAGCCAAGCAUUCCUAAGGGGAGGGUUUGGUAUAUCCUUUUCACAUAAAAGUUAACUGCUUCAUUUUUCUACAGAAUGUUCUUCAGAGCCUAUGAUUUUUGUUUUGAAGUGCUCCUCCCUUGUACUAGCCUACUAGGUAAUUCUGUCACUGAAAAUGAAUAGUGCAUUGAUUAUACGUAGCACCUUUCUAUAUAUGCAUUCAAUUCAUUUUGAGGUACAGAUCCAAAUGUCCAGUGAUACACAUUCAUAUCGGUGUUGAUUUAAUUCAUUUUGAUAGUGUUGAUUUAAUUGAUUUUGAAUCUUUGAUAA
Cuscuta europaea is the source of this 4872-nucleotide messenger RNA. The record is from the annotation of a GenBank genome assembly. NCBI's taxonomy places the organism in Eukaryota, Viridiplantae, Streptophyta, Magnoliopsida, Solanales, Convolvulaceae.